AUGCCUCCAUUUCGCAACUUUCUAGGACGAAAGUCCCAACCCAAUGGAGAUCCCACUGUCUCAGAUGAGAACUUACUAUCUCCAAACCAACGCCCUGCGCCUAUACCGAUCCGCAGUAGCCAGGAUGAACCCUCCGAAUACAAAUUGAGUGUGGUCAACGAUAGCGGCGUCUAUCUUCCGCCUUCUCCCCCCGAUCGCCCAAGUUUCUGGCGCCGGUACCCGGGCUCCAACAAAUCCAUCAACCAUCGAGAUCUCGUUGACGAGAAUGAGCCUUUCUCCAUCUCUCGCGAGUCCUUCGACUCUUAUCGCCGAUCCUUUGAUAUCUCCGCCCGCUCACCCAUAAUCCAUCCCGAUGCUGGUCCCUCUCGAACUUCUCUUGAUUCUCGAUUCUCCCGAUUAACCCCAUCGGGAACUCACUCCAACAGCUUCACCAAGCCUGACCCCAUGGAGGAAGAAGCCUUUGAAGAAGUAGGCCUAAACGAUGAAGUGAAACCUAAGAAGAAGGGUUUCCUCUCUAGAUUCGGUGACUCUACUAAUGAUGCGCAAUCGCCCGGCCCCAAGUCUUCUACUUCGUCCUUCAACUUCCACAUCCCCGGCCGCAAGCGCGCCCAGAGUGGCGUCGGAGCAGAACUGGGGUCUGUGAAGAAAUCAUCUUUCAUUAUGGCUGGAUUGAAGCGUGCCGUCGACGGCAGCGAAGAGCGCAAUGGCAAGCGGAGCAAGACCAAGGAAGGCUCCGCAUCCAAGUCCAAGAGCGUGAAGUCAAGCUCUUCAUCCAAGAAGGACUCCAAGAAGGAUUCCAAGUCCAGCAAGAGCGACAAGAAGCCUUCAAAGAAGAUUCAGAAGGAAGAAUCCGAGGACGACGAUGACUUCGACAUCGACGAUGUCUCGGAUGAAGAUAUUGAUGCCCUUGAUGCCCUUUCAGACGACGAGAUGCCCGAUGUGAGCGAGGAGGAGAAGCCCAAGUCAGACAAGAAGUCCAAUGUGGAUGACGAAGAGCGCAAAGAGGCCCCAAAGAACACCAAUCCCAACCCCAACAAUUCUCGCGAAUCCCACCUUAAGCAAAAAGCACUCCAGCAGGAGCGCAAGGCUGCGAAGCCCAAUGCCGAUACUGUCGCCCGCUCCAAGAAGUUGUGGGAGCAGUUGCGCCGCAAGUCCCAUGUUCCUCUGGACCAGAGAAAGAAGCUUGUCAAGGAGCUGUUUGAGAUCAUCACUGGGCGUGUUCGCGACUUUGUGUUCAAGCACGACUCGGUGCGAGUCAUUCAGACUGCUCUCAAGUACGGAAACCUCGAGCAGCGCAAGCUGAUUGCGCACGAGUUGAAAGGCACCUACAAGGAGCUGGCACAAAGUCGAUACGCCAAGUUCUUGGUUGGAAAGUUGAUUGUCCACGGAGAUGACGAGACCCGCGAUUUGAUCAUUCCAGAGUUCUACAGCCAUGUCAGACGUCUCAUCCGCCACCCCGAGGGUUCAUGGAUUCUUGACGACAUCUACCGCACAGUUGCGACCAAGGCACAGAAGGCGAGACUCCUCCGCGAGUGGUACGGUCCCGAGUUUGUCAUUUUCCAAGAUGAGAAGGACACCACUUCCGAUCUCACCAAGAUCAUCGAAGCCCACCCCGAGAAGCGUGGACCGAUCAUGAACUACUUGCGCGAGCUGAUUAACCAGCUGGUGCAGAAGAAGAGCACUGGUUUCACCAUGCUUCACGACGCUAUGUUGCAAUAUUUCCUCAACACAAAACCCGGCAGCAACGAAGCGAACGAGUUCAUCGAGUUGCUCAAGGGCGAUGAAGAGGGUGACCUGGUCAAGAACUUGGCUUUCACCAAGUCCGGCUCCCGCCUGAUGUGUUUGACUUUCGCAUACUCCAACGCCAAAGACCGCAAGCUGCUUCUACGAUUCUACCGCGACACCAUCAAGGCGAUGGCCGGCGAUGUCUACGGUCACCAGGUUAUCCUUGCCGCGUACGAGGUCAUUGAUGAUACCAAACUCAGCUCCAAGUCCUUCUUCCCCGAGCUUCUGAACCAGAACGAACCCGAAGAGACCCGUCACGAGGAGCUCUGCUACCAGGUCAACGACUUGACUGCCCGCAUCGCCGUGCUAUACCCCUUCGCCGGCGAACGCGUCAAGUGGCUCCUCCCCGAGGCCGAUCAACCCGUCCUCGAAGAAGUCCGCGAGGUCCGCAAGGAGACCUCCAAGAAAGACCCGGCUAUCCGCCGCCUGGAACUCGUCAAGGUUGCUUCGCCGACCCUGCUCGAAUUCAUCGCUGCCCGCGCCUCUACCCUCCUCGAGACGACCUUUGGCUGCCAGUUCCUCUCCGAGGUGCUGUUUGAAGCCGACGGCGACAAGACCGCCGCUCUCGCGGCCGUGGCUGAGGCCGCCAAGUCGCACACCGAAGCCCGCGAUACUGCACACGCCGGACGUCUUCUCAAGUCUCUUGUGCAGGGUGGACGAUUCAACCCGGCCACCAAGUCUAUUGAGAAGGUGGAGCCCGCGUUGAACUUCCACAAUGUGCUAUACGAGCAGAUCAAGGAUGAGGUCAUGGACUGGGCGACGGGGGCUAACCCCUUUGUGAUUGUCGCGCUGGCUGAGUCUGAGGACUUUGAGAAGAAGAGCGAGCUGCUCAAGACUCUGAAGAAGAACAAGAAGGCGCUGGAGCAGGCCUCGGCGUUGACCGUGGAGAAGGAUGGAAAGACCAAGCCCAGCCCGGCUAGCAGUGGUGCGAAGUUGUUGCUUGCGAAGAUCUAG
Penicillium robsamsonii is the source of this 2739-nucleotide messenger RNA. RefSeq lists its product as uncharacterized. Bases 1 to 2739 code for a protein of 912 amino acids. The record is from RefSeq and is a predicted model, not a curated record. Lineage: Eukaryota; Fungi; Ascomycota; Eurotiomycetes; Eurotiales; Aspergillaceae. Gene Ontology annotation, cellular component: nucleolus. The transcript is spliced from 6 exons. Gene Ontology annotation, biological process: regulation of translation. Gene Ontology annotation, molecular function: mRNA binding.